Molecule: messenger RNA, 186 nt
Organism: Funneliformis mosseae
Lineage: Eukaryota; Fungi; Glomeromycota; Glomeromycetes; Glomerales; Glomeraceae
Source: the annotation of a GenBank genome assembly
UUCCCUUUUCCACUUCUCAAUUGGGUAGAAAGAAGUUCAUGCGAAUUAUUUGGAGCGUCUUGGCAAUCAACGGUCUUGAAAAUCGAAACGAUUUACAAGGAACUAAAGUUAGAGCCGGAACGAUUAUAAGGACUUUAAAAUUGGCAGGAACAAUUUUUGGAAGGGCAAUGACAAAAUUAGGACAAG